This is a messenger RNA of Phyllostomus hastatus (greater spear-nosed bat), 1252 nucleotides long. It is a transcript of the gene CRYBA1, whose product is annotated as crystallin beta A1. The transcript has 7 exons. The coding region runs from base 170 to 808 and encodes 212 amino acids. NCBI's taxonomy places the organism in Eukaryota, Metazoa, Chordata, Mammalia, Chiroptera, Phyllostomidae. Gene Ontology annotation, molecular function: structural constituent of eye lens. Gene Ontology annotation, biological process: lens development in camera-type eye; visual perception. The record is from RefSeq and is a predicted model, not a curated record.
AUGGAGACCCAGACUGUGCAGCAGGAGCUGGUCUUUUUCAACGGCACCUCUACCAACCUCCCAGUGAACUCAGCUUGGUGCUACAACACUCACUCAGGAGACCCAGGCCCUGCCGUUGAGAUGUUCACCAGGACAUAGUCAAUAGGAACACAGAGCAAUAUUGUGACGGAUGCUAGAAAUCAGGAAAGAAAAAACACUUCCAACCAGCAAGAUGGCUCAAACCAACCCCAUGCCAGGGUCUGUGGGGCCAUGGAAGAUAACCGUCUACGACCAGGAGAACUUCCAGGGCAAGAGGAUGGAGUUCACCAGCGCCUGCCCAAACGUCUCCGAGCGUAGUUUUGAUAAUGUCCGAUCUCUCAAGGUGGAAUGUGGCGCCUGGAUUGGUUAUGAGCAUACCAGCUUCUGUGGGCAGCAGUUUAUCCUGGAGAGAGGAGAAUACCCUCGCUGGGAUGCCUGGAGCGGUAGCAAUGCCUACCACAUUGAACGUCUCAUGUCCUUCCGCCCCAUCUGUUCAGCUAAUCAUAAGGAGUCCAAGAUUACCAUCUUUGAGAAGGAAAACUUUAUUGGGCGCCAGUGGGAGAUCUGUGAUGACUACCCCUCCUUGCAAGCCAUGGGUUGGUUCAACAACGAAGUCGGUUCCAUGAAGAUACAAUCUGGGGCCUGGGUUUGUUACCAGUAUCCUGGAUAUCGUGGCUAUCAGUAUAUCUUGGAAUGUGACCAUCAUGGAGGAGGCUAUAAACACUGGAGAGAGUGGGGUUCUCACGCCCAGACUUCCAUGAUUCAAUCGAUUCGCCGUAUCCAACAGUAGUGGAUUAAAAGCUCCAAGAGAAGUCAAGCAUGAAACCUUGCUAAGCAACCCAGAAUGACUUUUAUGUUCCUCUCACAGACACUGCUUCCAAAUGUUAGCUGAAAUCCACAAUAAAUGUCAUUAAAAAAAAAAAAGGUGUAGACUGAAUUAGCAUGGUUCAUAUAAAUCACUUAGGUGGGUUUCAAUAAAACCCCAAAUUCCCUUUUGCGAUUUUGCAAGUCCCUAACUAGCCCAAGCUCAAUUACUCCCUAUCUCAAAUAACAUUAAAGCAAUAACUGAAAUGUAUCAGUCUAUGCAGUGACAGACACAAUUUUGGUAAAUGUUUCUGCCAGCACUUUUUAAAAAAACUUGGUGAUAAAUCAAUGCUAACCAAACUUAGGAAGUUUCUCAAAUAUGCAUUACCAUAUAUUUCUAAAUAAACUUAUGAAUAAAUCCAGAAUCUCA